UGGAGUUUAUUAAAGAGGAAGAGAGUGAAGAUAUAAAGAUGGUGUUUAUUAAAGAGGAGACUGAAGACAUAAAGAUGGAGUUUAUUAAAGAUGAGUCUGAAGAUAUAAAGAUUGAAGAAACAUUCAGUGUGAAACAUGAAGAUACUGAGGAACAAACAGACCUGAUGGCACUGAGAGAGGCGAGUCUUGAACUUAAUGAAAAAGAAGAGAAAAAAAAUUAUAAUUUGAUGACUAAAGAAAGAUCAAAACAGGUUUCCUCACAAAAAGGAGCUCAAAAGAUAGAAACUAAAAGUUAUUUAACCUGCCAACAGUGUGGAAAGACUUUUAAUCAACAUAGAAACCUUCAAGUCCACUUGAGAAUUCACACCGGAGAGAAGGCUUACACCUGCCAACAGUGUGGAAAGAGUUUCACACGUAAAGACAUGCUUAAAGUUCACAUGAGAAUUCACACUGGAGAAAAGCCUUUCACCUGCCAACAGUGUGGAAAGAGUUUCAGUCAAAAAGGAAGUCUUACAGCCCACAUGAGAGUUCACACUGGAGAGAAGGCUUACACCUGCCAACAAUGUGGAAAGAGUUUCACACAAAAAGGAAACCUUAAAGGCCACAUGAGAAUUCACAUUAAAGAGAACCCAUUUACCUGCCAACAGUGUGGAAAGAGUUUCAAUCGAAAAGCAAGCCUUAAAGUCCACAUGAGAAUUCACACUGGAGAAAAGCCUUACACCUGCCAACAGUGUGGAAAUAGUUUCCGUGACAAAGGAAACCUUACAGCCCACAUGAGAACUCACACUGGAGAAAAGCAUCAUACAUGUCGAGAGUGUGGAAAGAGUUUCAGUCGAAAAGAAGGCCUUAUAGUCCACAUGAAUAAUCACACUAGAGAGAGCCCAUUCACCUGUCAACAGUGUGGAAAGAGUUUCAGUCAAAAAGGACACCUUAAAGUCCACAUGAGAACUCACACUGGAGAAAAGCCUUACACCUGCCAACAGUGUGGAAAGAGUUUUAAUGAGACAGGAAACCUUAAAGCCCACAUGAUAAUUCACACUGGAGAAAAGCCUCAUACCUGUCAAGAGUGUGGAAAGAGUUUCAGUUGGAAAAAAAGCCUUACAGCCCACAUGAGCGCUCACACUGGAGAAAAGACUUAAAGUCCCCCUGUGGUCAAAUAUUUUAUCCCUUAAAACUCAUCUUUGAUCACCAAAAUGACAUAUUUUAAAAAAAAUUCAAGUGGAAAAAAAAAUUCUUUACGCCUUAAAAUAGCUUGUAAAUCCUUGUCUCAUUUAAUAUGCACGGAUCUAUGGAUAUGCAAAUUAGGCCCGCCUCCACUAGCUCAGCCGUUUUCCUCUGUGGACAUGCUAAUGGAUGUUUGACAGUUUCGUUGCUUUUAGUUUUCAGAUUUAAAAAAGAUGAAAACCUGCAGGCACCCGUGUCUUCUCCAUACAUGAAACAAAUGCACAUCCUUGAAUGAGCGUGAACUUCCAUCGUAUUUACUUGAACUUAUCAGGUAGGCUAAAAUUUAUAAUGGACUGACUAGCUCUCUGAACUUGAUGUGCGAGGACACACUGACUGAAUAUGCACAUGAAUCACGGUCACACGCUCAGAGCAAUAUUGUUUUAGCUAUGUUUAUAGUAUUAAAAUAUUUUGAAGGACAAAAACAUGAACUUUAUUGGCUUUACUUCAAGUCAGCUGUCACUUUACUUUGGCGCGAGCCCCUAUACGCUCACACACUUGGCACAGCCCUUGCGACAGUUCUGUCAUUAAUUAAUAUGAAUUAAUAUAAUUAGCCUUUUGCUUGACUACAUUAUCAAACAGCUAAUAAUGUGUUGCUAAUGUUACACACCGUUCCUGUUCUUCAUCUCAGAGUCAGGCAGCUGCCUUCUAACAAUCAGUAUCAUUACAAACGCUUUCAACAACUCAGAACGUCAGUGGAGAAAGGCUUAUAGUUCAUCAUAACAUCGUAAUAGACUCGCUAUAUUGAUAAAUCUACACAAUUUUUCAUAUCAACAGAAAAUAUACCAGGAUAACCUGGCUUCUCUCGAGACUUUCCUGUUUCAGAGCGGUCACAGUUAAUGAUAUGCUAAAGCCUGCCGGCACGUUGUUCUGAUUGGUUACAAGGUAGUCUGUGACGUCACAAACACCACCGAUUUCAAACCGCAGGUUUUUGGUUUACUGCAGUUUUAAACAUAAAAUACUCAGCAAUGGUGCUGACUUAUGAAUUUGCACAUGGUUUGUCUUAGAGCAUAUUAAAAACACUACAUAGACAUAUAAACAACAUUAAAAACUUGAUUUUCACCACAGGGGGUCUUUAACAACUGCUGCUGAUAUCAGAGCAAUUCACAAUUAAACACAAUAAAAUACUAACUCUGUUACACAAGUAUCGAAGAACUCUUACAUUAAGAAAAAAGAUAAGUAGAAAGAAUUGUCUUGAUUUCUAAAGAAAUAAAUCAAAACUAAGUGAGUUUUGGUCAAUCAAGCUCAUUUAUCUGCCAAUGGGGAAAAAUAAGAAAAAUAAUCUUCAUUCAAACCGAAAACAAGAUUAUUUUUACACCGCUGGUAUAUUUGAGAUUGUCCUUUAUUUAGAAAGCUCCCUUGUGUAAUCUGAAGCAGUUUGCUGUGUACAGCUGUGAAUUUUCACAACGGUACUCUUUGUUUACAUUAAUAAACUUGCAUAUUGGCUAUUUAUUAUUAGUACUUAUAAAGCACAACCAUAUUCUACAUCCCUUAAUCCUGAUACCUAAACAUAAACUCUACAGCAACUACCUUACUAACUUACGGUGACCAGGAGGGGACAUGUUCGGUUCACUUAGUUUUGUCGUGGCCACAUGAUGUAAAGUCGUGGCCUCGAGAUCAUGAGGGAAAGAUAUAUAUUGCAUUGUAAUUAUAUUGUAUUGUGCGCGAUGUUGCCACAGCGUUCAAAUGAAGUUUAUCAAUAAAUGUUUGCAUUGUACAUUUUUAAUCCAAGUCUUUUAAAUCCAUUCACUGAUUGUUUAUUUUUUUUAUUGUAAUAUUUUUAUAUUAUUAGUUAUUUAGCUAUUCAUUGUAAAUAUCAUUUCUCAUAUCUCUUUAUCUAAUUAGGCUACAUGGCAAAUUUUCUAGAGGAAAAAAAUACUAUAAUAAUACUGAAGGUUAAAUUAACUUAUUUAUAUACAAACACUUAAAUUACAUAUAUGCAGCGCGAGAUAUUUGAAAUGCUGUGGGUGGGAAGUGCGCGUGGUGCGGGAGAAAACGCCCGAGGUUCUGGGGAUUCCUGCAUUAUAAUAUUGAGUUAAGUUUUUGAAUUAAUAUUUGUCUUCUUUUAUUUGUCUUUGACAUCUUAGCUCUGAUUUGAUGUAUAUGUUUGCCCAAAAUGAUGAUCCAAAUCUGUAAGUAAAGACUUUGUGAGCUAACGUUACAUUUGCCUAACGUGGUGUUUUGCUUCGUCCAGGGAAAGAUGUUAGGAUUUUUUUUUUUAGUAUAAAUCAUGAUUUUAGUAGAAAUAGUAGAUUAUAAUAGUAGUAUUUGCACAACUAAUUAAUUGACCUAGCAAACAACUUUCGACCACUAAUAAUGCUGUAAAAAUGUUUCUCCCCUUAGGACCUAAAGCUUUUCAAUGUUUUUUGAUGACUGAGGACACUUUUGAAAUAUAUGGUAAUUUCUAUUAAAAAAAAAAAAACUGAUAUAGUUGUUAAUGAAUUACUAAUGUUGGAUAUGAGUAAAAUCCAUGUUGUUUAUUGACUUGCAUAUUAUCCUCUUAAACAAAUUUAGACUUGAAAUUAUCCAAACCAGAUCUUCAUCAAAGGAUUAGUUCACUUUCAAAUUAAAAUUUCCUGAUAAUUUACUCACCCCCAUGUCAUCCAAGAUAUUCAUGUCUUUCUUUCUUCAGUCGAAAAGAAAUUAAGGUUUUUGAUGAAAAAUCCUGGAAUGUUUUCUCCAGAAAAAUCUUUUGUAAUAAUUGUGUUUCCCCCUUGGGAAAAGACAGAAGGUGAGUAACAGCAAAUUUUCAUUUUUGUGUUUUUAUUUUCAGACUAAAUUAUAAAUGCAACCAGUGACUAAUUCAGAUGUUUCUUAAUUGCAGAUCUAGCUAGUCAUUAAUACAAAUUAUUUUAGUUUUGUAAAAAAAAAAUAAAAAUAAAAAUUGUCCUAUUCUUUGCUGUCACAUAUCUGCACAUAAUCUGAUUCCUUAUUAGAUUAUUUUUCUAAUUAAAAAAAAAAAAAUCUGAAUAAUCACAAUUGCUUUAUCACAGACUGAAAACAUUCACCUGAGAAGAGUGUCCUGUAGGCCCUUUUUUCCUGAGAGAAAGUCCUGAAGACAUCAUCAACGAGUACCUUGUGGAUAGCCAGACAGAUGAUUGUGAGGGUGACCUUCAGCAGCUCUUCGUGAUGGUGGUCAUUAUUCUGAAGGAAGGGGAGAACUUCAUGAACCAAAUGAAAUCACCCUUAACACAUCUUUAGUUAAGCAUCGUGAGAUAUUGCCUGCUACAAUCUCUUCUGAUGGUGGUUUUCUAAGGGCUUGAUAACGGUAAUCACUCACACCAUGUCUAAGGAUUUUAGCGAUUUUGCCCCUUCAUAAAUAUUUGACCUGUCUGAAUUUGUCACUUUUUUAUGUGUAUUAUCUUCUUUACAGGCUACAAAUACAGUAAUUUUUUUGUGAUUUUGUUGGGUUUUUUAUUGUAAAUGUAUAGACUGCUGCACGGCCUUUAAAGGUGCAGGUGGCACGCGCUCUAAAGAAAGGCAGAGUUCGUUCCUGACUGUUUUUGCAUUCAGCAUGUUGGUCCUUGAAGCAGAGCACACAACAAGAACUGAUCUCAGUAAAUUCUUUGUAAAGGACAUCUGUCCAUGGUCUCUGGAGUUGGUUUGAACCAUGCUUUAUUUUUUCCCAGCUCUCUAAUUUUAUUGCUAUACUGAAAUUUGUUGGACCUGGUGUUGUGGCCCUCAACUCUUCAUUGUUUCUGUUAUGUUCAUGUUCCUUUUCAUCUUCAUUUUCAGAAUAUGUGGACAAUGAAAUCAAGUCACUCUCCUUGCUUUCUGACUUCAAAUCCAAACCGUUUGUAUUUAUUUUGAGUUAUGUUCAUCAUCAGUUUCACUACACCUUUGUUGUUCCAAAACAAUGUGUUCUGUCUGGUCAGAAUAAUAACAUUAAUAACUAUUGAUUUUUAUAACCAAAUGAAUCAAUACUAAAUUUACUUAAAGAAAAUAGUGUCAUUGUCCAGCUUAAGAGCUGCUGUGCAGUCAAAAUUAUGUACCAGUCAUCACAGUAAAGCUGUUUUGACACUAUCUGCAUUGUAAAAAGAGCUAUAUAUCAAAAAAUAAAUAUGACAUACUAAAUAUCUUAUGUCAAAUGCAACCAUGGCAAGUGAAGAAAACUCCAUGAGAUGGAGAUACUGGAGGAAGAAACCUGGCAACUCUGGGGGACCAGUCCUCUAGAUAUUUUGUCUGAACAUAUGAACAGUGACAAACAGUUGUUACUAAAGGCUAUUUUUCCUCAUAUGCUUUCAUUAUUAAAAACUCAUGUUUUGAUUAAAGACAUUUUAUUCAAAUAUAGACAUAGACUGCAUGUAGAUUUAAGAUUAAAACUCUCUUCAAUAGAAAAAAAACAUACCCUUCUGCGAGUUACUGUUUUUAAUGUUGAUCAUAUUAUACUAGCAAGAAUAUUGCCAAAUAUAUACUAUCCUGAAUAUUGAUUUUAUACAACAGUUCAACACACAAAAAGGUAAUAUUAAGUGAUGUACAUUUUAAACAGUAUUGUCAGUAUUUUUGCUCUAUUUUGCAACGAAAGCCACAGCAGAGCAGCACACAAGCUGUUCCGUGAACAAAUCUGCAGCUUUGAACGAAUCGUCAAUGAAUCAAUGAUCCAUUUAUAAAUACAGCCGCUUGCUUUAAUACUGAAAGAGUGAAUGACUCAGUGAUUCACUCAUAAAAACAGUGACUUACCGCCACCUAGUGGAGGCUAAUGUAAUAUUUAAAAGUAUUACUUCGUUUUUAUCAUUGUAUUUAUUUAAUUUUUUUAAAAAUUUUAAGGCAUUAUUAAUUUUACAAAGGGAUUUAUAAAAGGUAAAAAAAAUGCACUAGAAAAAUCAAUUUAAGAAGGCAAAUAUUGUCCCUUAAUGGAAAUGUUUAACUGCAGUCUAAGUGGAAAAGAGUGGGUACACAGAAGGAUGUUAAAUCCCUCAGGGGGUACGACACUCUAGAAAGUUUGAGAACCACUGAAAGAGGAAUGUAGAACUGCACAAGUACUACUGCUAAGAGUGCAAUGCCAAUACAGUCUGUUACCUUGAUUCAAAUUUUUCAUAAGCUUAAAUGAAUUGGUCUAAAGAGAAAAAUUAUGACUAUUUUGUCUAAAGACUACAUAUAAAAUAGCUAUCAAAAUAUUAAUGUUGGUAACUGUAGUUUGACUAAAAGAAAUGACCAGUCCCAGCGCCAUGGGCAGGCAUUGGGGGCCUGGCCCGCCCUGUGAGUCACUAGUGCCCGCCCUGGACGAGCCUGCUGUCUCCCUUCACCUGUUCACCAGCUCUACGUCCCACCAACUACCAGUCUUCGCUUAUUUGCACAAUAUAUAUAUAUAUAUAUAUAUUUUUUUUUUUUUAUCAAUAGGCUACUGUUAUCAAAAGUUAUUGUUUUGUAUAUACAUAACUCCUGAAUAAAAAUAAAAAUGUG
Messenger RNA from Ctenopharyngodon idella (grass carp), 6624 nucleotides. Its product is annotated as gastrula zinc finger protein XlCGF8.2DB-like. Gene Ontology annotation, molecular function: DNA-binding transcription factor activity, RNA polymerase II-specific; RNA polymerase II cis-regulatory region sequence-specific DNA binding. The record is from RefSeq and is a predicted model, not a curated record. NCBI's taxonomy places the organism in Eukaryota, Metazoa, Chordata, Actinopteri, Cypriniformes, Xenocyprididae. The transcript has 3 exons. Gene Ontology annotation, biological process: regulation of transcription by RNA polymerase II. The coding region runs from base 39 to 1139 and encodes 366 amino acids. Gene Ontology annotation, cellular component: transcription regulator complex; PcG protein complex.